GUGACGUCCAUAAAUGCUUUCUAGGUAGGCAGCUCACUAGGUUCUUGAGACACAGCCAGUGUCAUUGGCCCUGUCCCAAAUGGCACACUCCGGACUUGUGGACUUCCUCAGAGUCCACACUUCGGUGACGUCAUGUAGUGCAGACUUAUAGGGCCCCUCGCGCAAGUCCACAAGGGCGCAUUGAGAAGUAUAUUUGGGACAGACUCGAUCAUGAAGCGUGGUUAUUGUUGGACAGGAGCUGCAGGUUCGGUUCGGGGAAAUACAGAUGGCUUGCCAUGCAGAGAAAUCACAUUUACGCUCCGACGUCGUAGAAGACAAGAUUAUUUUUCAUGCAUACAAAUGCUGAUGUUAUGCACGGAGGAAAGGUGUCAAGAAUUGGCAGACUCUCCACCAAAGGCUCAGUGCUGUUACUGUGUGACAUGCAGGAGAAAUUCAGACCCAGUAUUUUCCAGUUCACAAACAUUGUGAGCAAUGCUGCAAGAUUGCUACAGGCAUGUCGAAUUUUGGGCAUCCCCCAGAUUUUGACAGAACAGUACCCUAAAGGUCUGGGCCCAACAGUGCCUGAGCUGGGUGCUGAAGGGUUGAUACCUCAUGCAAAGACCAGUUUUUCCAUGCUGUCUGAGAGUGUGAAAAGCUCACUCAAGUGCCUGGGAGAUCCUCAGCAAGUCAUAAUGUGUGGAAUUGAGGCUCAAGCAUGCAUCGCGUGCACAACCUACGAUCUCCUGGAGCGGGGCAUGGAGGUACAUAUUGUAGCAGAUGCUGUCUCCUCUCGAAGUCAGACAGAUCGGCUUUUUGCGCUGUCACGGCUGAAGCAGAGUGGGGCGUUUCUCACCACUACAGAGGGAGUUUUACUGCAACUAGUGCAGGAUGCCAAGCACCCUAAUUUUAAAGAGAUCCAGAAGUUGUUGGCUCACCCGUCCCCUGAUACAGGCCUGCUGGCCUUCCUCAGCUCUCUGUAGGGCCAGUCACACACCACACCCUACAGACAUAAUGACAUAAAUUACUAUAACUCAGCACAAACUGCUCUCUGAACUGUCUCUUGAACAGGACGCUAAAUAAAUUAAUAUUUAAAUUUUUUUUUUAAUUUCUUGUCAGUAAUCAGUAACAAGGAAUCAACCAAAUCAUUAAUGAUUUGAGGAUUGUAAAGAAAUGUAAUGCUAAUUUAAUUAAUGCAUAUUAAUUCAUUUUUUUUGUUGUUGUUUUUUUUGCUUUCAAAGCAAAUGCAAAGUUUGUUUAAGCUUGUUUAGAAACCGUUCUUGAUGACAUUUGUGAAUUAAAAAGAAUAUAGAUUUUAUGGAUGUGUCAAACCUGUUAUUUUGAACGUACAUUUUAAUUUACAAGUAAUAAUUUGUGUGUUAGAGUACUCGACUACAAAAUUCCUCUAUAAUUCUCAUCCCUAUUUUGUAUUAAAUUAUGUACAUGCAUCACACUAAAAUGAGAAUAAAGCUUCCUGUAC
Molecule: messenger RNA, 1456 nt
Organism: Xyrauchen texanus (razorback sucker)
Lineage: Eukaryota; Metazoa; Chordata; Actinopteri; Cypriniformes; Catostomidae
Product: isochorismatase domain-containing protein 2-like
Exons: 7
Coding region: 330-959 (209 amino acids)
Cellular component (GO): cytoplasm
Source: RefSeq, a predicted model, not a curated record